CCUCGUUUCCAGCACUUCGUAUUUCCAACAGCAAGAUGUAUUCAUUGUCUUUUAACUUCUUCAUACCUAGGUGACAAUUUUCUAAAGGGAAAGAGACGAAAUUUGAUGCUGCAGAUGUCAUGAGAUGACUUACAUUCGCUUCAAUUGACCCGCAUAACCCCACGGCCACCAUGGGCGUCUUCUCCCUUUUCAGGGGCCUCUACGACCUCGACACCCUCGACACUCGCUUUACCAACUCGUCCACGACGCCAUACAAGACGGUGAUUGAAUCCCGCGAUGAUCCGAAUGCGAUCAAGGAGCGGGCAGCCAAGUUCAGCGGCAGGACGAAACCGUCGAAAUGGAACACGCCCGAGUUCUAUCUCUACUAUGUCUUCCUCGCCUGGGUCAUACCUAGUAUGUUCUGGAUAGCGUAUGAUGCGUCAAAAUCUUCGAAUCCGCAAUACAAGCAUUACGAGCGCUACCUGUCUCCAGGCUGGAUACCUGGACGCAAGAUCGAUAUUUCCGAUGAUCAGUACUAUACAUUCCGAAAAAAUCUGCCUUAUAUGGGGGCGCUGCUCGUCCUGCACCCCCUUUGCCGCCGGCUAUACAAUUCGAUCUUAUACCGGGUAGCGACCCAUGCCCACACCACUCGACCGACGUUGGAGGAGGCCGAUGAGAGACUGAACCAGCGGGCGUCUUUUGAUUUUGGCUUUGCCUUGAUAUUCCUUGUCGCUCUUCAUGGUGUUUCGGCAAUCAAGAUCCUGGCCAUUUUAUAUGUGAACUACCAUAUAGCAACUACGGUACCGCGGAAGUCGGUGCCUGUCGCAACUUGGGUCUUCAACAUUGGCGUGUUAUUUGCCAAUGAAAUGUUCGACGGCUACAAAUUUGCGUCUCUUGGGGCUAUACUUUCUGGUCCAUCCGAGCAGUCCCUGGUGGCUUCAGAUCCGGCCUUGCUGGCAUGGUGCAAGUGGCUAGAUACCUACGGCGGUAUAAUGCGCCGGUGGGAAAUUCUCUUCAACAUCACCGUACUUCGGCUCAUCAGCUUCAACAUGGACUACUACUGGAGCUUGGACCGCCGAAGCCAUAGCCCACUCGAAAAACAAUUAGAUCCGGCUGCUCUCAGCGAGCGUGACCGCGUCACUAUCCCAGCGCAAGCCAGGGACUUCACCCUCCGCAACUACAUUGCCUACACCAUUUACGCGCCCCUUUACCUCACGGGCCCCAUCAUCACUUUUAAUGACUAUAUAUCACAACUGCGUUACAAGUCCGCCACCAUCGAAACCCCACGCCUCAUUCGCUACGGCAUCCGCUUUGCCCUGACCCUUCUAGCCAUGGAAGUGAUUCUACACUUCGACUACGUGCAGGCCAUCUCCAAAGCGCACCCCGUUUGGGACGAGUACACAGCCUCACAGCUGAGCCUGCUCAGCUACUUCAACCUGCAUUUGAUCUGGCUGAAGCUGCUUCUCCCCUGGCGGUUAUUCCGACUUUGGGCCCUGGUAGAUGGCAUCGACCCGCCGGAGAACAUGCUCCGCUGUGUCAGUGACAACUACUCGACACUCUCCUUCUGGCGCUCCUGGCACCGCAGCUACAACCGCUGGCUGACGCGGUACAUCUACAUCCCGCUGGGCGGCUCGUCCUUCCGCGACGGCAAAUCAGCCAUCCGCUCCAUUUUCAACUACGUGCUCACCUUUACCUUCGUCGCUCUGUGGCACGACAUUAAACUGCGCCUGCUCAUCUGGGGCUGGCUUGUCGUCUUCUUCAUGCUGCCCGAGAUGGUGGCCCGCAUCGUAUUCCCAGCACGGAAGUGGGAGAGCCAUCCCACGGCAUACCGUAUGAUCAGCUGUGUUGGAGCCGUCGCUAAUGUGUUGAUGAUGAUGAUGGCUAAUCUUGUGGGGUAUGCUGUUGGUUUAGACGGGCUGCAAAACAUUUUGGCGGGGAUUUUUAGGGAUUUCACUGGCAUGACGUUCCUUGUAACAGCUUGUCUAGCACUGUUUGUCGGUGUACAAGUCAUGUUUGAGAUCCGCGAGGCAGAACUGAGGAAAGGCAUAUGGCUCAAGUGCUGAUCCCUGGCUCUAGUUAUUCCAUCGAAUUGAAAUUGUCGUUGAUAGAAUGUAAAUAAAACACUUGCACAUAAUCCAGUAG
Pseudomassariella vexata is the source of this 2121-nucleotide messenger RNA. RefSeq names its product putative glycerol: H+ symporter. Lineage: Eukaryota; Fungi; Ascomycota; Sordariomycetes; Amphisphaeriales; Pseudomassariaceae. Gene Ontology annotation, biological process: GPI anchor biosynthetic process. Bases 171 to 2042 code for a protein of 623 amino acids. The record is from RefSeq and is a predicted model, not a curated record. Gene Ontology annotation, cellular component: endoplasmic reticulum. The transcript is spliced from 5 exons.